AUGGAAGAGUUUGAGUGGAUCAAGUCAUUCGCUGAAUCCAGCUAUGGUUCAGUCAGCGAUCCUGUUCCGCCACCUGUGGAACCGACAGAAUCAAAGACACUGCCUGCAACAACUCCGCGGGGUUCCUUCGCUUCAUUUGUCUGCCAUGUUACCAGUCUAGAACGCAAGCUGCGCUCGUUCUCACCCAUCGUUCUCGAUGAUUCCUCAGUCGUCAGAAACACAGGCAAGAUCCUAGGUCAAGGAAAGACAUUCAUGGUCAAGCAUGCUCAAUGGAUUCGUGAUGCGAAUGAGCCACCUCUCGACGUCGCUGUGAAGGAGAUCAUUCCGGACGCCCGAGCGACGAACCAGAGCCUGAACUCUUCUACCAGCUCCAGCGGCCUCACACAGAAUGAUUGGAAAGAGAUCUUGUUUGAGAUCCGGGCUCUCCUUCACGAGCCGAUUCGUUAUCAUCCAAACAUCAUUCGACUGCUGGGCAUUCAAUGGGGUCUAUCGCCAAUUUCGGAAUCUACUUACCCAGUGCUGAUAAUGGAGUAUGCAUCGCUUGGUACUUUCGCGACUUUGCAAGCCUCUUCUGAGCCAUUGUCGUUUGCAGCAAAGCAAAAGCUGUGCUACGAUGUUGGGCGAGGACUAUCCGCACUCCACGCUUGCGGGAUUGUGCAUGGAGACAUGAAACACGAAAAUGUACUUAUCGUACCUGCUAAGGAGCCACUGGACGGUAUAUCAUACACUGCGAAACUGGCGGACUUCGGUGGUGCCGUGAUGAAUAUGACGCCUAACGAAUUCCGCAAAAUGGAGACCUGGACGUGGCCCUUUCAAGCGCCUGAGGUAACGAGUAAUCAGCGACUUUCUAAAGAUGGGAUGGUACUCACAGACGUGUACGCUUUUGGUUUAUUGGUUUGGAGAGCAUUUGAGGACGGCCAAGGGUUUGUGUCGCUUCCUGGCGCAGCACAGGAUGCAUCUGAUGAAGACAAGCGCAGCUUGAGCGCACGCAAAGCAUCGCAAAGCUUCACUGCUAGUGCUAUUGCUAGCAUUCAUGAAUAUGCUAGCAUGAGAGGAAUGUCGCAACGCUGCGUAAAUACUAUCACGUAUACCAUCCUCCACACCGUGCGACUGGAACCAGAGGAUCGAGAUCUUGUAAUGGCUCAAGCAGCGUUACGAGGCUUAGAUAUUGGCCAUAUACCAAAAUAUCUGCGUUUCAUCAAGAAAAAGAACGAAGAACUAGCAGCCAGUGAGACCGGGGGACCGCCCGGAAAACACGGCAUCGCCAGAGACGGUGCUGCGUUAUUUCUUGGACGAUAUGGCAAUGAUAUAGAUUUGCAACAUAAUAUUCCUGGCUUCCGACCUCGUCUGAACGAGCCCAAUCCCGAAGAGGUACUGUUUGAGCCCGAGCGAUUGAAGAAGAUCUUAACCUGGGAUCAACAACGGCAAAUUUUGGAUGAAUUCAAAGCCACUGCUAAUGACAGUGCAAAUGCACCUGGGGAUCUUAUCGAGAUGAACAAGACAGUCGCUGCGUUCCACGUGUUCCAAUGUUAUCUCCUCGAAUUCGGCACUAAAUUCAACGCCGACGAAACUGUACAGUGGUUAUCGAAAGCCUCUUCGCAUGACGAUAGUCAUGAUGAUGCAGAUUACUUGGCGCAGGCUUGGAUAUGGCGGAUCUCACGCGCGCUUGAGGUCAACGUCAACCUCACUCAGGGGAGACUUGAGUCACUGCUGAGGAUCUCCGUAAUGCGGGGUCACUGGAGCUGUCUCCAGGACGUACUCGAGCUGAUCAACACUAGCACUGGAGCAACCCAACAGCAAUGGUCGAAUAAGUUUCAGCAGUUCCGUAACAUCCUGCUUUCGCAAAUGGGUGCCGUUGGAAUGGGCUACUUCUUCUCGCCGCACAUGACACCACCAUGGAACAGAGUCAACUUGAGGGAUAUCAGUCAACUCGAUGAGACAAUCGCGGCUAUUCUCGGCGACACGUACAACUCUUGCUUAAGAGUACUCAAUUCUCAGCUCCCAGAAUCGUCAACACAAGAGCAUCAGCGCAGAGGAGAAACUGCAUUUGACCAAGUGUAUGUCAACAUACGGGGACAUGGUCCACUGCACUAUGCCGCCGCAAGCGGCAAUCUGAAUGCCCUGCGUCAUAUGAUUGAGAAGUACGACUGCGACAUGAAUUUGCCAAAUCAGCAUGUGGACGAGACUCCUCUGGUAUGCGCUUGCUCUGGCGGAAGACUUGAUUGUGCACUACUCUUGCUCGACAAAGGGGCUGAUGCAAACGGCUAUCAUCAUGGGCAAGAAGGACCGCUGCAUUGGCUUUGUAGCUUCUUGCCCAACGAGAUGGAGAUCAUUGCAUCAGCUCUGGUCAAAGCAGGGGCUGACAUCGAAUUACGUUCUGGCGGCAUGCGCGCGGACGUUCGUGGUAUCAGAGCUGAUUGGGAGCAUAUUUUUGAAACCAAAACAACGCCACUCGGAAGAGCAGUCCUCAUGAAUAGUCUUCCAGCAGUCAAGGUGCUUUUGAGAUUAGGGGCUGAUCCUCUAAAGAAAAGUGCCAACAAACACCCAGGUGAAUGGAAAGGCGAUAAGGCAACAAUGGUCGACAUAUCUUCGCCUUUCGAAUUGGCCGCUGCCUUGACACUUCCGGAGAUCCUCGCGGAGUUCAUUACUCAUAUCGAUGGUCCUACUGGUGCGCCCCGAAGGAAGCUUCCAGAUGUCUCUUCCGUAGUUGAUCUAGCACGCGGUAAAAAAGUGACCAAAUUCGAUCCACUGUCAUUACGAAGCCGUCUCGUGCGGCAUGGACACAAGUACAAAAACAACCUUAGAUUCACCUGGAUGAUACUCCAUGCUCGUUCAAUCCCCUUCCAAGGCGCCGUACCUACCGAAGAGCUCCAAAAAGUACGAAGUAGGACGCUGUGUGACGAGGUCGCCCAUGGAAACCUAGACAUCGUUGAGUGCCUUUUGGAACUUGGAUACAGCGCUAGCGGAACUUCGAACCAUCGACCCUUGCAGAAGGCUAUCGAGCUGAAUCACGAAGAAAUGUUCAAGCUGCUCAUACGGUACCGGGCGGACAUUUCAGUUACGACAAUGACACCUGCGGGUAAUAUAUCCCUGCUUCAUAUCUGUGCAUCACGACCACGUCAGUCAAGACCUGGAAGAUACAUCGCCGACGCUCUCAUUGUAGCUGGUGUACCAAUCGAGAGCACGGAUAGACGUGUCAAACCACCCCUUGCGUUAGCGGUCUUGAACCAGAACUUUGAUGUAGCCCAGGCGUUGAUCGAUAACAAUGCUGACGUUGAUGCGGUCUAUCCACUUGAAGUGUAUGGGCUGAAUGGACCAGAGACCAAAUCAGUCAGUGUUCUUGUGGAGAUCUUGUCUCAACAUACGAAUCGUACCCUUGAGUCACUCAAAUUCCUGUUCGGCAAGCGUGACGGCGGUCCGGCUCAGCGGCCUGCAUUUUAUGUCGAUCUUACAAGCAAACUCACCAUCCUACACCUUCUUGCUGGUAGCCCCAACUAUACACAAAUUGGGCAGAUAACACCAAAGAUUCUUAAUCUUUGCCUCGAGAUGUACUGGGAUGAUGAGCUCAUCAACUGCAGACAUCCACUUUUGGGUACUGCACUAUACCACGCUGCCACAAAUGGACACAAGGCCAUGGUAGAACGGCUCCUACAAUACGGCGCAGACGAGACGUACGCUGCAGGUCCUGACGUUGAUGGUUCCGUGCAAAAUUUGUUCAGGUCGCGAUAUACCUGGACACCGCUUUGGGCUGCGACAUUACGACUUGACGAAGAACUGAAGAAGGGAGUGCUGUUUCCACAGGAUGGAACGUCCGGCACAUGGCUGAACUCAAACAUCAUACAAAAUCUUGAAAAGAUUGUGACUUUCCUAUCCUCGAAUGACAAAGAUGACUUGGCGCAACAAGCCGUCGAGCAGAUAAGAACCAAAAUGGAGGUACUCCAAGCUGAGUUUGUUAUGUCUCGAAUCGAGAAGGCGAAGGCUAAGAGAGAGGGGAAGAUCGUGGAAGAAGAACAUCCCGCUAAUCUGGGGAUACUUUCUGGGAAAUCGGGCGAGAUAGACGAGAAGAUUAUACGAGAGAUAUGCACAGGUCUCGAAGAUGAAUGGAGGACUGGAGAAGUUGAGGCAUUUCUUGAAGGUCUACAGCUCUGA
Alternaria burnsii is the source of this 4149-nucleotide messenger RNA. RefSeq lists its product as uncharacterized. The record is from RefSeq and is a predicted model, not a curated record. Gene Ontology annotation, biological process: protein phosphorylation. The transcript has 5 exons. Bases 1 to 4149 code for a protein of 1382 amino acids. NCBI's taxonomy places the organism in Eukaryota, Fungi, Ascomycota, Dothideomycetes, Pleosporales, Pleosporaceae. Gene Ontology annotation, molecular function: protein kinase activity; ATP binding; protein binding.